AAAGACGGUCGGUGGAAUUACCGAAAACCCGAAAAUCCCCGUAAAUACCGAAAAUCCCUUCCAUUCUCUGAGGUUAAAAUGAGUGCUAAAGUUCCGGGCUCGGCAGGCCUACCACUGCUGGGAGAUCGGUCAUACGAGUUCUACAAAGAUCCUAUCAAGUUCCAGCAUAAAUACAUGGAAAAUACAAAGUCCAGGGUAUUCCUGGCACGAUUUCUAAACAAGCCCACCAUAUUUGUUGGCUCAAACCAUGUAGUACAUGAGGUUUUAACAGAACAUUCAAACAAGAUGGAGUUGGGAUACAAGCAGUUUUGGUUUGAAAUAUUUGGAGAUAAUGUUUUGUUUAGUGAUGGUGAGUUUGCGGACAGUCUGCGGGAGAGUCUGAAGCAGCUAUUUACAGAGGAAGCCAUUGAAACUUACCAGAGCACCAUAGAGAGGAUUGUGAAGAAGUCAUUGUCCAAUUUAGAUACUGGACAGCCCUUGUGCAUUUAUAACCUUUUCAAGAGACUUGCCAUAGAAGUGUGUCUAGGACUCUUCCUUGGCUUGGAUUUUAGCCAACCAGAGGCUGAUGUUAUAGCUGAUCUAACUAUCACUCACUGGCAUGGUAUAAUCUCUGUACCUCUGGCAGUUAAAGUACCGUUAAUGAGUGAAUCAACCUACAGCAAGGCUAUGGAUGCGAAGCGGAAAUUAUUAGAGAUAAUACACCAGCGUCGUAUUGAUAAGAGGCACGAGUUUGUGGAGCGUGUUGAAGGCCUGGGGUCCCUGACAGAGGAGAGCGUUAACAACCACCUGCUACUCUUCACCUCGGCCCUGGUACCUAAAGCACUCUCCUCAAUCCUCACGUCGUUUGUGAUAGAGACAGGAAGUCCAGACCAGGUUGAUACCCAGAGUAGCCUGCUACACGAUGAGGCCCUGCUGGAGAGGGUUCUGCUGGAGGUUCUCCGCCUCUACCCACCCUUCUUUGGAGGUCGCAGAGUCGUCACCGAGGAUUUCAGUGCGGGUGGUUUCCGUUUCCCAGCAGGUCAUGGCGUGCUCUAUAUGACAUACACGGCUCAGCGAGACCGAGCUGUGUUUGAAGACCCAGAUACCUUUAACCCUGAUAGAUGGACACACAAAAAUGCCAAUGACAGGGAGCGGCUGUAUUGUUUUGGAAUGGGACCAAGAAAAUGUGUGGGACAAAACCUUGUGUCAACGAUCCUUAAGACUGUGAUAAGGGAAUUAUUGGAAAAAUACACGUGGGAAAUGGUUGCUGAUCAAGACCUGCCGUGUAAGUGCCUGCCGGUUUAUCGACCACGAAAUCAGGUCCUUGUAAAGUUUAAAUCAUCCAUGGGCCAGGAUAGUGGCUACCUGACAUCUCCUGGCUCACCCUUGUCACCCGCUUGUCCCAACUGUAAAAAGUUUGUGAUGCCCUCUCCACAGGGGAGUAAAGAGGCAGUCGAAAACGAGAUCGGAGUCAGGCGGGAAAACGGAACUAUCCCAGGGUGUACAUGCUCUUGUGAAGGAGUUUCACCUAUGAAAAGGACUAGUCAUUAAUGCACUCUUCUAGUCUUGAUUUCUCCUGUGGAGAAAACGAUAUUAAAAUGCAAAUAGUUCUAUAUAAAUGUUGACUCAUGUAUAAUCAUGUUAAGAGAUUUUCAUUCAUAUUUCUGAAAAAUGGAGUAUAAAUAAUUACAUUGUAUUAAUUUCCAAAAGUCUAGUUGAAUGCUUUUUGUAAUCAGUUGAGUGUUUUCAUUUCAUUGGAUAAACAUUUAAAUCUAUUUCAAAUGGAGAAAUAAAGCCACCUUAAGUGUAAUGAAAACACUUACACAAUUUGCCAGGUAAGUAAAGUAAAACUUUUAACAUAAUGUGUGGUUAUGUUUGUGAUAAUGUAAAUGGUUUCAAGAACUGUUGUUCAUAUAUUUGUUUGUGCCAUAGCAUUUUCAUUCAUUUAUUGUUUAGAUGUUUAUCACAUAUUGGCCAGUUGGCAUUUAUUCACAUAAUCAAGUGAGUUUGUCAUUUUAGAGGCCUCUCUUGCUAUAAUACCCACCCAUCUACUCGGAAAAUAUACAUAUCAAGGUUUUUGUGUUUUUCAUUACAUAAACAAUUAUUUUGCUUUUAGCUUGCUUAGCAGGCAUCUAAUGUUAUGUUUUUGUGCAAUGUGUUGUUGUAUUUUGGUGUGCUUUAUUUUACUUGUAUAUCAAAUUAUGCAAAACUUUUCGCAGCUGUAUAGUUUUAAGUAUAUUUUUAUGACGUUGGAUCUAAAAUUAUUAUUUACGCUUAGGACUUUUUUUAUAGAUAGUUUUGUAUACUAUGUUGGAUCAUUCAUGUUUGUAUGAAACUCCAUUCGUGACACAUGUAUUUAAGAAGAGAUGUGUUUAGGUGUGUUGUUUUUCAAAUUCUGAGGAAAGAUGUACUGACUGUUAGGCAUUCUCAUUCUCAUUCAACAGAGGUACGCAUACCAUCAUCACUCUGGUGUACAAGAAUGCUGUUAGGGGACUCUGUUUUGAUUGUGGUCUCUACUGCUUAUAUGCCAUAAACGAUAUUAAAAUAUAAUUAAUUUUGAAGAAGGAACAUUUUUCCUAUCAACUAUAUUUAUUGUAUGAUUGCCCUUAUUUUGUGCAUGAAUUCCACCAUUAUUGUCACACUUGAAAAACAGUUUACUAUAGUAUAUCAUACAUAUGUUUAUAAGUAUACCAAAGUAUAUUAUUCAUGUACAAUGUAUACCAAAGUAUAUUAUGCAUAUGUUAAAAAUUAUACCAAAGUAUAUUAAACAUAUGUUAAUUAUUUUGUGAUAAUUUCAUAUUUGUUUUGUUUUCAGAAAUUAUUAUAUAACAUAUUUUUUUUAUUUAUUUACAUGGAAUUGGCAAGCUUUGUGGAUUUUUAUAAAGUAUGUUUGUUAUAUCAUGUUACAUGAUUUUGUUGAAAUGUAUUGAUGGCAGUUUCCAAUGGUUUAUGCAAUUUUAUUUUUUGUUACAAGGGCCCCUUUUUUGACCAUAAAUAAAGUACAUGGAGUCUGGGUCGUCUCCAUGGAGUCAUGUUUACAGAAGCUCUAUUUGAAUGUAUAAUUGAGGUGUUUUUAAUACAACAGUAUUUAUACUAGUUAAGUGAUCUGGACACCAUGCAGUCAGUUAAUACUCUUCAAAACUAAUUGAGGAGGGGACAGAAGUGUAUUAUAAAUGUAAAAUGAGUGUAUGGAAUGUAUACUAGCAGAAGAAUGAACUGCAUUUGUAUACACAUAUGAAAUGUUUCUUAAAUAAUGUCAAGUUACUUGAUGACCACAUGUUGUUUAUCUCAAGUAUUUGACACAUCAAUGUAACUGUGAUACAUAGAAGUUUAUUUCUCAAAGCAUGGGUCACAGUACUAAUACCUAUACAGAUGCAGAGAAGUUGUGUAAUUCGUCCGGUUGCUCAGUCGGUAGAGCACUCCACCAUGUAAACGGGGCGACCCGGAUUCAAUCCCGGCUCUGUCUUCACAUUUUCCCACCCUGUGAGACAUGGGAUAAUUUUUCUGAAGUUAAACAUCUAUGCAACUUUCUUUUUUUAGCUCACCAGAACAUGAAGUGCUCAAGGUGAGCUAUAGUGAUCGGUCUUUGUCCGUCGUCCGUCAGUCUGUCCGUCAACAAUUGCUUAAAAAACAUCUCCUCUGAAACUACUUGGCCAAAUUCAAUGAAACUUCACAGGAAGCUUCCUUGCGUGUCCCUCUACAAAAAAUACAAUAAGGGGUCACAAUUGAUCAACAACAAAAACAGCAACAACAACAAAAUGGCUGACUUCCUGUUUUGCUUUAAAAAAAAAACCAUCUCCUCUGAAACUACCUGUCUAAAUUCAAUGAAACCUAACUGGAAGCUUUCUUGGGUGACCCUCUUCAAAAAUACAACAAGGGAUCACGAUUGAUUAACAGCAACAACCAACAACAACAAAAUGGCCAACUUCCUGUUUUGCUUUAAAAAAACAUCUCCUCUAAACCCAACUCUCCGAAUUCAAUGAAACUUUACAGGAAGCUUCCUUGGGUGACCCUUCUACAAAAAUACAACAAGGGGUCGCGAUUGAUCAACAACAACAACAAUCUGGCCGACUUCCUGCAUUAAAAACAUCUCCUCUGAAACUUCUUGGCAAAAUUCACUGACACUUUACAUUUACAGGAAGUUUCAUUGCAUGACCCUCUACCCUUUGCUUAGGUGAGCGUUUUAGAGCCAUCAUGGCCCUCUUGUUUAAAGAUGUACUCUUACUCCAAAAAAAGGUUUACAACAAUUAAUAAUAUUGUUUUAAUAUUCAAAAAAAAGAUGAAUAAAUGUUGAAAACAAUGGUUCUUAUGAAGCAUACUGAGUUUAAUUUGAAAGAAAUGUGCAUAAAUCGCCAUAUUUCUACCUUAUGAGACUAUUGUAGAUCACAAUAAAACUUUUAGCAUUCACCAAUCAUUUAAUGUUUUUGUGUUUUCCGUUAUUAAAUACAGGGUUACAAAUUUGUUAUCAGUAAUAAAUAUUUUCCUUAAAUGCAUAAUUUAGUAAGUAUUUAAAGGUUUAUCAGUCAAAAUUGAUGUUUGUUAUAUAUGUUUAUGUAAUGAUUUUGAGUGUCACUUUAAGGAACCGGUAUAUUUUUGGCAUGCCCAGUUUCUUAAUUCUGCUAGUAUAUAAAGAAGAUCAUGUUAUUAUGAAGUCAGUCAGUUGAGGAAUAUCAGUUCAAAACUAUGACAAAUGCAGACUAGUGCAAUACGUAUUACAUACCUAUGUUAUCAUAUACAGGUGGUUCUUAAGGACAAACCCACUGUGACUGUUUUUCUUCCAUAUCUGAUCAAAGGAGGAGAUACAUAGUUCUCUUUGUUAGUUACGCCCCAAUAAAAGGGCUUUAUUGAUAAAUCCAACAUUUGAUAACAUUUCUCUCUUCACAAGUUAAAGUAAUCUUGGCAAAACAGGCAUGUAUGUAUUUACAGUAUUGGCCAAUUUCAACCCACAUUGCAAUAUUUAAAAUUGGCCGUAAAUAUAUAUAAAAGCACCUGCAAUCUAUUUAUUAGUAGAACAUACUUGGAAUUGUUAUUAUGUCUAAGAAGCACGUGUUAUGUUAUCCCGGUGGUCUGUUUGUAUGAGCGAGGCAAUAAA
Messenger RNA from Mya arenaria, 5071 nucleotides. Its product is annotated as putative cytochrome P450 120. The coding region runs from base 79 to 1530 and encodes 483 amino acids. Gene Ontology annotation, molecular function: monooxygenase activity; iron ion binding; oxidoreductase activity, acting on paired donors, with incorporation or reduction of molecular oxygen. Lineage: Eukaryota; Metazoa; Mollusca; Bivalvia; Myida; Myidae. The record is from RefSeq and is a predicted model, not a curated record. The transcript is spliced from 12 exons. Gene Ontology annotation, biological process: sterol metabolic process.